Molecule: messenger RNA, 912 nt
Organism: Anthostomella pinea
Lineage: Eukaryota; Fungi; Ascomycota; Sordariomycetes; Xylariales; Xylariaceae
Source: the annotation of a GenBank genome assembly
AUGGAGAUGCUCGGAAACAGGAGACGGCGUGCCUCCCUAGAAUCAGGCGAUGAAAGUAAUCGCGCGUCCAAGAGACAGAAUUGCGGCCGGCACUUUGCGACGCUAGCAGACCGCGUCUCUGGGCUUGAACAAAACAUCAGGGAUGACUCCGUCAGCAUCAUCAAUGACAUGCAGGAGAUCCGCAACAUCCAAGACCAUUACCACGAGGAGAUGCGAGUCUUGAAGAGCAGAAACGCCACACUCCAAACAUGGUUCUUCGACCUUGAAGACAAGGUGGAGGCAUUGGAGAAGGCACGAGAGCGGACUGCCAGCCCUCCUCCCGUGAAGGUUCAGAAUCACAAUCAUAUCCACUUCGACUUCCCCCUCGCAGCCCAGCCUCGAGUUGGUGACCCCACACCAUCUACAGUGCAGUCUAUGAGGAUCUCGCAGAGCGCGCCCGUCGUCCAGUAUGUCUCUGAUCGUGACUACUGGGCCUUCCUUCAGUCGAUAGACUUCCGCAAUCACGCGGACGUCGACAAAUUCUUCGCUUUCCAGAAACUGGAACAGACUCGCGAUUUUUGGCUUUUCGAAGGGAACGACAACUGUCCCGACUAUUACGUUCGGAGUGGUGGCGCUUCAUCGUCUCGUAUUGAGCCUGCGCCAGACGAUGGUAUAAACAUUGAAUAUGCCGCGGCCCAUCCUAAUACUUAUCAAGCAAGUCUGCAGGCUUUUGUGGCAGACGAUAUGCCAUAUCCUAUUAUGAAAAUGGACUACCGGACCUUGAACUACCAGACCUAUGUGGCCGAGGACCAGGAGGGCUUCUUUGUCGAGCUGGGCGAGGUCUACGAGAAGGAGGGGUGCCUUCAACCCAGAGUCUCUUCAACCUACUUCCAUCUGUUCGUGAGAGUUGACGACGCAUCCCACGCUCUUUAG